ACGGUCACACCUCCCACGUUAUGCAGUAACUACAAGUUGUGAAUCAUGAUCACUUUACUUCUGUUGUUCGCGGUAUUUUCGAUUAUAUCCGCAAUUUACCUCUUAUCAAAGAAAAAGUUUCAAUAUUGGGAGAAAAAGAAAGUGCCACACCCACCUCCGGUUCCUCUUCUGGGAAAUUUUGGGAAUUAUAUUCUGCAGAGGGAAUUUCUCGGAGAUAUUGUAAGGGAAAUAUGUGACAAAUUCCCGAACGCACCGUACAUAGGUGCUUACUACGCCACAGAACCGGCUCUGAUCGUUAAAGACCCUGAACUCAUCAAGCUCGUCAUCACCAAGGACUUCUACUUCUUCAGUAACCGUGAAGUAGCGGAGUUCAGUAACCGGGAAAAGUUAACACAGAACCUCUUCGCCACUUCUGGAAAUCAAUGGAAGGUGUUACGUCAGAACCUGACUCCUGUGUUUACCUCCGCGAAGAUGAAGAACAUGUUUCAUUUGAUCGAAAAGUGUUCUCACGUGUUCGAAGAUUUUCUUGACAAGGAAGCCAAAAGCAACGAGAUCGAAAUGAGGGCUCUUAUAGCGAGAUACACGAUGGACUGCAUCGGAACCUGUGCAUUUGGAGUUGACACUAGUACAAUGGACAAGACGGAGAAUAAUCCGUUUACAGCAGUUGGCAACAGUAUUUUUAUAUUAGACUGGUUCCAAUCAUUCAAGUUCACACUGAGAAGCAUCUAUCCCUCAAUUUUCUAUGCCCUGAGAUAUACAACACUUCCACCAAUGGUCGAAGCAUUCUUCAGCAACUUAAUGACUGGAGUCUUUAAGGGGCGCAACUAUACGCCCACAUCUCGGAAUGACUUCGUAGAUUUCGUACUGAAAUGGAAACACGAUAAAACAAUCACAGGGGACAGUCUAGAAAAUUUGAAAUCUAAUUCACAGAAGAAAGUGAGUUUAGAAGUCGAUGAUGAUCUCUUAGUGGCACAGUGUUUUAUAUUUUUCGCUGCUGGAUAUGAAACAUCAGCCACUACUUUGAGUUUCACUUUGUAUGAGUUGGCGAAAAAUCCUGAAGCUCAGAAGAGAGCUAUAGCCGAGGUGGACGAUUAUUUGCGGCGACAUAACAAUGAGCUGAAGUACGAGUGCCUUUCGGAGAUGCCAUUUGUAGAAGCGUGCUUUGACGAGACCCUUCGUAAAUAUCCAGUUCUGAGUGUGCUAGCUCGUGAAGUGGCAGAAGAUUAUACUUUCCCUUCUGGAUUGAAGGUAGAGAAAGGUCUCCGUAUAUUACUGCCACUGUAUCACUUGCAUCAUAACCCGGAGUACUUCCCGGAUCCGGAGGAGUAUCGGCCGGAGCGGUUCCUGCCUGAGAACAAGCACAACAUCAGGCCGUACACUUACAUGCCCUUCGGUGACGGCCCAAGGCUCUGUAUCGGCAUGAGGUUCGCCAAAAUGCAAAUGACAGCGGGAAUAAUAACCUUACUGAAGAAGUACCGUUUGGAACUGGCUCCUGGGAUGAAGACGAAGGUGGAAUUCCAGCCCAAGUCGAUGGUUACGCAGGUCAUUGGAGGAAUCAAGCUGAAAAUGAUCGAAAGGGAAGGAUGGGAAGAAAGAUUGUUAAAGAAACUCUAAGACUAUCUUCUUAUGACAUCGUCACAGAUUUCUUAACUGACUGAUGUAGACUCGUGAUCAAAUGAAGAAUGUCUUUGCUUUUGCUUGUGUUUGUAUUUUAUAAAGAGAUAAUUGCCAGUGAUGUUUGAAAAAAUAACAAUAUUGUUAGCAAAAUCAGUGAACAUAGUCACAAGAUUUUAUUUCCUAGUAUAAAUAAAGUAGUCAGUAGUUUAUUUUCUUUUCUUUCGAUGUCAUGAAGAGAGAGAUUUAGAUGCUAUUUUGUUUUGUAUUAUUUUUAAAUAAAGCAUUAUAAAGCAAU
Molecule: messenger RNA, 1912 nt
Organism: Helicoverpa armigera (cotton bollworm)
Lineage: Eukaryota; Metazoa; Arthropoda; Insecta; Lepidoptera; Noctuidae
Product: cytochrome P450 6B5
Exons: 2
Coding region: 46-1614 (522 amino acids)
Molecular function (GO): oxidoreductase activity, acting on paired donors, with incorporation or reduction of molecular oxygen; monooxygenase activity; iron ion binding
Source: RefSeq, a predicted model, not a curated record